CUCCCGCACACCUUUGUUGUUGUGUUUGUGAUUAGCGAGCGAAGUGCGACUGACUCUGGGGUCGUUCCGUUCGGAUUUUACUGACAAAAUUGAAUUAAGAGUCGAUAUAAAAAUGUCCGGAAACAACACGGACACUGGGGACACCACGGCCAUCAUGUCAAGCACGUCUUUGCAGAACGAUUUCGAGACGGGCGAGGACCAACUGCCCCGCGAGUCUUUGAUAACGACUGCAGUUAGCUUUCUACAGAACACCAAAGUGCGCCACACUACCCUUAUCCAGAAGCAGCAGUUCCUGCGGUCCAAAGGUCUGACUGCCCACGAGAUCCAGCUGGCCUGCGAGCGGGCCGGCGUCUUCACCCAGGAUCCCAAUAACUUUAAUCCGAAUAUCAACUCCAAUCCCAACACUGUCAUAAGCAUAGGGUCUCAGCUCCAGGCGCUGCAGCCCCAGCCAUCCGCCUUCGUGCGGAUCCGGGAACUGAUCCACUCAGCGGCAUUACUCAGUGGAGUGGUGUACGCCGUCUACCUCUUCUGGAAGAAAUACAUUGCUCCCUACCUAUUUGGCAAGCCGAAGAAGAAGCCCGUGGACGAGGCGCUGGACGAUAUAGACCGGAAAGUGGAAACACGGACCAGCGAGCUCAACAAAGAGAUCUCUGCAGUCAAGGAUCUGAUCUCUAGUCAGCAGCGGGAUCAGGCCCAGCACCUGAACCGGGAAUUCAACAACUUCCGCAGUGACCUCGAUGCCAUCAAGGGUCUCCUUCUGAACAGAAAACAGUUUGCCGGCCCGGUGGCCCCUCUGUCAGUGCCAUCCAUUCCCGCCUGGCAGCUGGCGGGCUCUCCCCACCACCGACACCGUCACAGCCAGUCAGACGACAAUGAGAAGGGCGACGAUGCCGGCUCCGGAUCUGGCUCGUCGGAGACCGAGGUGGUGACCAAAAACAGUGACUCCAGCCUGGAGAUCAUGUAAUGUAAUAGGCGGACGUUGAGCUAUAGGAUCGUUUGUAAAUUGAUUUUCCCCUGAAUGCCUUUGAGACUUGGUUUUUGCUUUGCGUUUAUAGCAUUUAAGUUUUCUUUAUAGUCAACAGCUAAUCCAUAUCCAAAAUUACAUACACACAUUCACAUAUACACUCUUAUGCGAUACGAUGUCUAUAUAAUAUAAUAAUAAUAAAAAAGUUUACAUAAUAA
This is a messenger RNA of Drosophila bipectinata, 1182 nucleotides long. RefSeq names its product peroxin 14 (gene Pex14). Gene Ontology annotation, molecular function: signaling receptor binding. Gene Ontology annotation, cellular component: peroxisomal membrane; peroxisomal importomer complex. The record is from RefSeq and is a predicted model, not a curated record. Gene Ontology annotation, biological process: protein import into peroxisome matrix, docking. Lineage: Eukaryota; Metazoa; Arthropoda; Insecta; Diptera; Drosophilidae.